Molecule: messenger RNA, 600 nt
Organism: Ostrinia furnacalis (Asian corn borer)
Lineage: Eukaryota; Metazoa; Arthropoda; Insecta; Lepidoptera; Crambidae
Product: phospholipase A-2-activating protein-like
Exons: 3
Coding region: 124-600 (158 amino acids)
Biological process (GO): ubiquitin recycling; proteasome-mediated ubiquitin-dependent protein catabolic process
Cellular component (GO): nucleus; cytoplasm
Molecular function (GO): ubiquitin binding
Source: RefSeq, a predicted model, not a curated record
GAAAGUGUCAUAAACGUCAAAAUCGUCCACCAUGAUUUGACAACUUUGUUUUUUUGUUCAUAUCGCAAAUAUUGCCGACUGCUCUUGUUUGUACCGUAAAAUUUAGAAACAAUAGUGAUACCAAUGGCUAUACCAGAAUAUAAACUUAGUGCUGUAUUAUGUGGUCACUCUUUGGAUGUACGAUGUGUCUCUACGACAAAAGAAAACUGUAUAUUAUCAGCUUCUCGUGAUAGGACUGCAAAGCUAUGGCACCCGGAAGGGAUCAAGGAUUUCGUGAACGUAGUGACGUACAAAGGUCACAAAAACUUUGUCUCGUGCGUUUGUUGGUUACCACCCUGCGAAGCGUAUCCUGAGGGUUUAGUGAUAACGGGGAGUAACGACAACACCAUUCUUGGGUAUAACCUGCAAGAUGCGAUGAUCCAGAUCACGCUGGAAGGCCACGAGAACGCUGUGUGCAGUGUGGCACCUGGUAGAGACUCAGGAAUACUUCUAAGCUUCAGUCAACCAAACAACACAAAGUUUCAAGUGUUCUGGGCCCUGUGGAUCGACGCGCUACGCCCGCGCGCCCAUUUGGUUGGAGCCACAUUUUGUCCGUUGUGA